AUGAAAUUUAUCAAAGAAAAUAAAGAUAAUAAAGUUUAAUUCAUCGAAUAAAAAAAAAUCAUUUAUAAGGGCAGUGUUCGUUUGGAAAAGUUUGAGAACAAAAUACAAAACAAUAUCCCUUAUACUUAGAGAGAAAAAUAGAAAAGCGAUUGGAGUCCAAUCAUAAAACAAAAAAGAACUUAAACAAUUUUAAAACAGCUCAUUACUGAAUAAAAUUAACAAGUACUUGAAGCAAAGUCAUCACGUAAUUUUAAGUUUAAGAGAAUAUCAGUGGACUAUAACUAUUCAAUUCAACUACCGAACAUUGAAGAGUAUUUUCAUUCACAAGAUAAACAUUAACUGCUCAAAACUAUUAAAAAUGAAAAAAACAGAGUAGAGAAUCACAUUGAGAAAUUAGAAAAAAUUAAAAAAGAAUUAGAUCUCUCAGAUUCUAUCAUUAAUCAACAUAAAUAAGCAGCCUAUCAUUCUAAUACGCCAAACAAAUUAGUAAGAAGACCCACAGUAAAAUUAAAUACAAGUGGCAGCACUUCCUUUGGAAAAACAGAGAAUGUUAAAAUGCAUUUAUCUAUCAUUGAAUGUGAAGAAAGAAAAUAAAACGAUAAAAAUAAAGAAGUUGAAUUGUAUAAAAGAUAUGAAAGAGUACGAAAUAGCAAGGUUUUACCAUAAUUAGUUACUUAAAUCAAUGAAUCAUAUGAAGAAAAGAAUAAAUUAAGUGAUAAAUUCAAUAGACAAUUAUAUUACUGCAUACAUAAUAGAGAUUAUAGUAUUCAGGAUAAAAUGAAAGAGUAUAAUAACGAUAGCCUCUCAUAUUCUCAGUUUUACUUAAUUUAAAAAAGACUCAAACAACAUUUAGAGGGUAGAUUCAAGGCCACAGAAAAUCAAGUGAUAAAAUUUGAGGAUGAACUUAAGAAUCUAGCCAAAACCAACAGGUUAACUGAAAGUAGAAAGGAACAAUUAUCCAGAAUAAAGAUUCAAUUAGAGAGUGGUAAUUAUUUAGAAAAUUAUUGA
Messenger RNA from Paramecium tetraurelia, 1008 nucleotides. RefSeq lists its product as uncharacterized. Lineage: Eukaryota; Ciliophora; Oligohymenophorea; Peniculida; Parameciidae. The transcript is spliced from 2 exons. The record is from RefSeq and is a predicted model, not a curated record.